AUGGCAGAAAGCUUAAGCAGGUAUCUUCAAAGACUGGUUGCUUUUGGGGAGAUCAAAGGUGGGAGGCCCUCUUCUUCUAAUCUUGUUUGCUCACAUCAGCAAUUUGUGGAUGAUGCCAUCCUCCUUGGGUCUGCUUCUGUUCAAGAGGCUAAAUCUUUCAAAAGUUCCUUGCAGCUCUAUAUUCAAGCUUCUGAUCAGAUUGUCAAUUGGAACAAGAUGUCCAUCUUCUUCAUUAAUACUCCUCCCCUGAGACAUAGAAGAAUUGCUGAUAUCAUAGGCUAUGUGGUGGAGUCCUUCCCUUCUAUUUACUUGGGGUUAUUGUUGGGUUUUUCUCCUCCCGAUUCCUUUUGGAUCUCCAUUGUAGAUAGGUUCAAUAAGAAAUUAUCCGGUUGGAAAGGUGCUUUACUCAGUCAAGCUAGAAAGUUGCAGCUGCUGAAAUCUUCGCUUCAAAAUGUUCCUGUCUACGCUUUGAGUUUAUUUAAGAUUCCUUCCAAAUUUGUUGAUGCCAUUGAGAAUAUACAAAAGAUAUUUUUGUGGUCUGGAGUUGAAGAUAGGAAGAGGAUACCUUUCGUUGCCUGGGAGAAGGUUUGUAUCCCUAAAGCCUUGGGGGGUCUUGGUUUAAGGGUUAUCAAAGACUUUAAUAAUGCUUUGCUAGCCAAACAAGGAUGA
Messenger RNA from Cryptomeria japonica (Japanese cedar), 669 nucleotides. RefSeq lists its product as uncharacterized. The transcript has a single exon. Bases 1 to 669 code for a protein of 222 amino acids. The record is from RefSeq and is a predicted model, not a curated record. Lineage: Eukaryota; Viridiplantae; Streptophyta; Pinopsida; Cupressales; Cupressaceae.